AUGGCUCUCAGUCUCCGGCAGAAGCAGACGAGUAUGAUCUCUCCUCCUCGUCUCCCAUCUUGCCUCGCCCCCUGUCGGAACGGAAGAUCCGUCCGGUGUCUAGAAUUCUGACUCGUGUUUGUUCCUCCAUCAGGUUGCAUCGUGAGGAUGCUGAACCUCAACCAACCGCCGAAUGCUGGCGGCGUGGGCGGCGCCAACGAAGAGGCGUACAAGAUCUUGAUCCUGGACCGUUUCUGCCGGGACGUACUCUCGCCGUUGAUCCACGUCAAGGACCUCCGCAAGCACGGGAUCACACUCUACUUCGUGAUAGACAAGGAGCGGCAGGCGGUUCCAGGCGUCCCCGCGAUCUACUUCGUGCAGCCGACUCCUGCAAAUGUCGCCCGGAUCGCCGCCGAUGCCUCCCGGGGGCUGUACGAGAGCUUCCACUUGAACUUCUCGUCAUCUGUUCCGCGUCCACUCCUGGAGGAUCUCGCGGCCGGUGUUCUCAAAUCGGAGUCUGCUCACAGGAUCGCCAAGUUAUUUGACCAGUACCUGGAAUUCGUGACUUUAGAGGACAAUCUCUUCUCUCUGGCACAGCGGGACGCGUACAUUCAGCUCAACGAUCCAUCUGCAGGUGACCGCGAGAUUGAGGGCAUCGUAGAAAGGAUUGCCGCGGGACUGUUCUGUGUUCUGACGACGCUCGGGGUCGUGCCUGUGAUCCGAUGUGCCCGUGGUGGCCCGGCGGAAAUGGUGGCGUCUGCUCUCGAUUCGCGACUUCGUGACCAUUUGAUUGUCAAGAACAAUCUCUUCUCCGAGGGAGGAAACCUUGGCAGCACCUUCCAACGUCCAGUUCUCUGCCUUUUUGACAGGAAUUUCGAACUUGCAGUUGGGAUCCAGCACGAUUGGAGUUAUAGGGCUCUUGUUCAUGAUGUUCUUGGGCUGAAGCUCAACAGGCUUACCGUGCAGGGAGAGAAAUCGGCUACCAAAUCGUACGAGUUGGACGAUUCUGAUCAGUUCUGGAUCUCAAACAGCUGGUCACCCUUUCCAAAGGUUGCCGAGGAGAUUGAGACCCAAUUGGGGAAGUACAAGCUAGAUGUGGAUGAGGUCAACCGAAGGACUGGUGGAAAAGAUGGAGCCGAGUUUGAUGGCACAGACCUUAUCGGGAACACCAAACACCUGAUGAAUGCUGUGAACUCUCUUCCUGAGCUGACUGAGCGUAAGAAGAUGAUUGACAAGCAUACAAACAUUGCCACUGUUCUGUUGGGUGAGAUUAAGGAGAGGUCACUGGAUUCCUACUGCACACUGGAGGAUGAUAUGUUAACGAAAGGGAGUAUUGACAAGAGUGCCUUGGUUAGUCUUCUAAAGGGGAAAGGAACAAAGCCCGACAAGCUCCGGCUUGCUAUAACUUACCUCCUUGCCAUGGAAACCACACCACAAUCAGAAGUGGAACAAAUAGAAGAAGCUUUGCUGGCAUCUGAGGUUGACCUUUGCGCUUUUCAGUACGUAAAAAAGAUCAAGUCACUGAACGCAUCUUUUGCUUCCUCUGCAACAGCAUCAAGCCGGAGCAACAUUGUUGAUUGGGCUGAGAAGCUUUAUGGGCAAUCACUCAGCGCUGUUACUGCAGGAGUGAAGAAUCUCUUGUCCGGUGAGCGGCAGUUGGCUCUGACGAGGACGGUAGAAGCAUUGAUGGAAGGGAAGCCAAACCCUGAGAUUGAGUCUUACCUUUCAUUUGAUCCCCGUUCUCCAAGGUCCGCAUCUGUCUCCCAUUUGAAGGGGCCAUUCAAGGAGGCCAUUGUUUUCAUGAUAGGGGGUGGGAAUUAUGUCGAGUACAGGAGCUUGAUGGAGUUUGCGCAGCGUGUUCAACCAGUUAAGCAUGUCAUAUAUGGGACCACGGAGGUCCUCAAUGGGUCAGAGUUUGUCGAGCAGCUGACAAUAUUGGGGCAGAAGACAGGAUAUGGGAAUACAAAUGCCAAACCGAACUGA
Molecule: messenger RNA, 1962 nt
Organism: Spirodela intermedia
Lineage: Eukaryota; Viridiplantae; Streptophyta; Magnoliopsida; Alismatales; Araceae
Source: the annotation of a GenBank genome assembly